CUGGACAGCGUGCCCAUGGGCCCCACUUGCAAGGAGCUCCCGCGCCGCUGGCUCCUCCGGCUGCUGCUCCUACUGGCCGCUGCCUGCUCCGGGAUCCUCUUCGCGCUGUACUCCGCCGCGGAGUGGUACCCCGCGUUCCCAUCCCAAGCCAGGAGCAUCAGACCACCUCGAACAUGCUUUCAACCCAAGGCAUCAAAUUCUGGAAUCAGAAAGAACUGGUCUUGCCAGGACUCACUUCGCCUGGCUGUUCAGCGGGACCACCACUUCCGGAGCCUGUUUGACUUCUCCACCCCAGUGCUACUGUGGGGUGGUCUGUUCACACCUAAGCUCUGGGACAAUCUGAGCCAGCUCAAAGUCCCAUAUGGAUGGUGGGGGCUCUCCCAAAAAGACAUCGUCUCCACCCUGAGCCUUCUGAACAGCACAGAGAGCGCAGAGCUAUUUGCUACCUCCAGAGAGCCACCUCGAAGCUGCAUUCGGUGUGCCGUGGUUGGUAACGGAGGCAUCCUGAACGGGUCCCAUCAGGGUCAGAAAAUCGAUGCCCAUGACUAUGUGUUCAGACUCAAUGGAGCAGUGAUCAAAGGUUUUGAGCGUGAUGUGGGCACCAAGACCUCCUUCUACGGUUUCACUGUGAACACAAUGAAGAACUCCCUCAUCUCCUACCAGCGCCUGGGUUUCACCUCUGUGCCAAAGGGGAAGGACCUGCGCUACAUCUUCAUCCCCUCGAGCAUCCGUGAGUACCUGAUGCUGAGGUCUGCCAUUCUGGGUGUGCCUGUUCCCCAGGGCCCUGAUAAAGGGAGCAGGCCUUACACCUACUUUGGACCAGAAACCUCUGCCUGUAAAUUCAAGCUCCUGCAUCCAGACUUCAUCGGCUAUCUGACAGAGAGGUUUUUGAAAUCAAAGUUGAUCAACACCUAUCUUGACAUAUAUAUGCCUAGUACCGGAGCCCUUAUGCUGCUAACAGCCUUGCACACCUGUGACCAGGUCAGUGCCUACGGAUUCAUCACAAGCAACUACCAGAAAUACUCUAACCACUAUUUCGACCAAAAGAAGAAGCGGCUGGUAUUCUAUGCGAACCACGAUCUGUCCCUGGAGGCUGCGCUGUGGAGAGACCUACACAAGGCUGGCAUCCUUUGGCUGUACCAGCGCUGACACCACAGCACCAACUUUGCUUUUUGCAGAGCUGCAGCUCUGAUCCCAGGUGGCAAAAGCCCUUUUUCUCAGUCUUCGGAAGGGGCAUCAUUCCCUUGACCCUCCACUUUCCAACAGGAGUACUGAGACAGACUCACGACUGCUUCCAAAGCCUGUUCAAUUCAGGACGCCAUCUUGACUCCUGACAACUCCUCUGGGUCUGAGACAGACAUCCCCACCUUCACCAAGGGGGAACAGACUGCUUUGCUUGAUUGGUUUUAAAGCUUGUACUCCCAAAGUAAGACUGACUGUCACCAGCCAAAGGCAGGUACACCUCAGAGCCAAGCAGUUCAAAGCCAGCACCAACCUGCUCCUGAGUCAUCCGGGCCAUUGGUAACCUUGAUCACAUAGUGGUGUGCGGCAAUGCCCAAGGCCAAACCAACUGGCAGGUGGAGCCCAGGAAGGCCACAGCUACUCAACCUGUAGCCUCUUUUCUGAGAACAUGAUUCUAAAUUCUGCCUCCAGGUUAAGAGGCGGAGACCAAAGGCAGAAUGUAAUUUGAGGCUAGAUAAUAGCAUAAAUGAUGACCAUCUUGUCUCUUUGUUGUUGAGGUAGAACGGUAAAUGCAAGGUGGCUGUGGAGGGAGGGGUGAGGCAGUUCAGUGGUCUGCCUGGUGGGUCCAGGCACCAGGUUCCACCCCAGCACCACACACAGGUGCAGGCCCUUGGUCAACUGCCCCAAAGCUUGUGGCCACCAAGAGAAAUCCCACCAGAUGCUUCACCGUUUCAGUCACCAACAAGGCACUGUCGAAAGACCUCAACAGCC
This is a messenger RNA of Nannospalax galili (Upper Galilee mountains blind mole rat), 1953 nucleotides long. RefSeq names its product ST6 N-acetylgalactosaminide alpha-2,6-sialyltransferase 2 (gene St6galnac2). The coding region runs from base 16 to 1149 and encodes 377 amino acids. Lineage: Eukaryota; Metazoa; Chordata; Mammalia; Rodentia; Spalacidae. Gene Ontology annotation, molecular function: sialyltransferase activity. The transcript is spliced from 9 exons. The record is from RefSeq and is a predicted model, not a curated record.